Molecule: messenger RNA, 708 nt
Organism: Neoarthrinium moseri
Lineage: Eukaryota; Fungi; Ascomycota; Sordariomycetes; Amphisphaeriales; Apiosporaceae
Exons: 2
Coding region: 1-708 (235 amino acids)
Source: RefSeq, a predicted model, not a curated record
AUGCGUGCCAAAGCAAUCGCCUCUGCAAGAAUACAAACGAACCAAAUCUCGUUCGUGGUCCUUGUGCAGUGCGACCCUACGACAUUAGCACUUGUGCUCAAGUUUGCACCUAUGGACUGCUGUGAUAAGAAGGCAGGGGUGUGGCUCAACCAUGAGGGCAUACUCAUCAACCGCUCCAGUACUUCAUCAUCCGCAACCACAACAAGCACCCUAACGGACUCGUCUACCACUUCAUCGACCACCUCGGUAACGAAUCCCUUAACGACGACGGGCCCUUCGGGUACUUCCACGGCCUCACCCCAGCCAGCCAACACCGAUUCGAGCAACGAUGCGGUAAAGGUUGGCGCAGGAGUAGGUGUUGGCCUUGGUGUACCACUCGUUGCACUUGUUAGCGGGAUCUCAGUGUUGGCUUUUCUCAAAAAACGUCGCCGAGCGCAAAGCAGUGGAGAUACAGCCCCUCCGAUGGACAAUAGCCAGGCGAAAUAUGGAUACGGGCCUGGUUCGACAACCUACACAGCGACACAAUACGGACCGAAUGACCCAGGGCAUAACAUGUCACAGUAUGCACCUAGCACGACUGCUACGCAUGACGCCUCAAUACCUGAAUACCACAACACCGUCGGGAAUACCACUCAGAGAUAUGACAUCAAUACUACCAAUGGCCCUGUAGAGUUGCCAGGGAGGAACACAGCUUACGAGAUGCAAUGA